Momordica charantia (bitter melon) is the source of this 2014-nucleotide messenger RNA. RefSeq names its product plastid transcriptionally active 12 (gene PTAC12). The record is from RefSeq and is a predicted model, not a curated record. Gene Ontology annotation, cellular component: chloroplast; nucleus. Lineage: Eukaryota; Viridiplantae; Streptophyta; Magnoliopsida; Cucurbitales; Cucurbitaceae. Gene Ontology annotation, biological process: positive regulation of red or far-red light signaling pathway; plastid transcription; positive regulation of DNA-templated transcription.
UCGCAUUCAUUUCAUUUCCUUUGCCUCUCGGGGCGCCAAAAACCUCCGCUUAAACCUCCGGUGCCCGCUCCUGAAAAUCUCAGAGCACCGCCGUCGGAAUCCCACCGGAGCUGACUGCCAAUCGAACUCUUUUUGGUUCAUCCUCAAUAUCGACGUUGUUGAAUUUCUACAUCCAACUGUAUAUAUACGUUUCUACUGGGUUGGAGAUGGCUUCUCUAUCUACUCCACGUCUUUAUCCAGAUAGAGGACGGAAGGGAGUAUCUUAUACAAAAGGAUAUACUGGAGGGAAACCUUUUCCCAAUUACCCGCAGCAUAAUUUGCUGUUGAACAUCCAGAUACCGUUUGUAGGUUCAUUUCCAGCACGAUUACUGCUGGUUGGAAAUACAUCGAACAAAUCACUGCGGAGAAAUCAGUUGGUUCCUUGCAUUAAGUGUGAGAAUAGGGAUGAAUCCUAUGAAGAUGUUUCGGUUGAGCGAGCACCUUACUAUAGUUACAUGGACUCAACUUCUGGGCAACUUGAACCAGCUUCAGGGGCACGUGCAAGUAUUCCAGGAGAAGAAUACUGGCCAGAAGGAACUGCUAGUCGUGUUAGAGCUGCAAAGGCUCCUGAACCAACUGGUACAUCCGUGGGAUCUCCCUCUUAUGGCCAAAAUCCUGGAAGUAGGAGAAAGAAGAAUAGAACACUAGCAGCUGUUGCUCAUGAUUCAUCCGAAGUAACUGAAGUAGAUUCAAGUGAGCCGGCGAUCCCUGACAUUUCUGAGGAUUUAAUAGAAGAGCCUAAAGAUGCUACUUCGCAGUACGUUGUCUAUCAGACAGAACCCGAUGAGGAAGAAACUGGGUUUGAAUUAGACAAAAAACUUGGAAAUCCUCACCCAUUCAUCGACCCUGAAAAGAAGAAGCCAAUAGAGGAGCCACGUACAAGUGAAGAACUUUGGUGGAAUUGGAGAAAGCCAGAAAAAGAACAAUGGUCGAGGUGGCAAAGGAGGAAACCUGAUGUUGAAACGGUUUUUCUCAAAGCAAUGGCAGAGACUGGGCAGAUAAAGCUCUAUGGUGAACAGCCAACAUUAACCGAAACUUCUCUGUACAGGGCUCGGCGACAUCUUUACAAGGAAGAAAGACUUCAAGCUGAACAAGAGAGAUUGGAAAGAAUAGGUCCCGUAGCAUACUACUCGGAGUGGGUCAAAGACUGGAAGAGGGACACCUCAAGGGAUGCCAUAAAAAAACAUUUUGAAGAGACUGGGGAAGAUGAAAACGCCCAAAUGAUUGAAAUGUUCCAAAAUCAAACAGAGAGAGAGUUCCGCAUUAUGAUGGGGACUGAUAUCCGCAUUCGCAGGGAUCCUUUGGCAAUGCGUAUGAAAGAAGAUCAGAUAAAGCAAAUAUGGGGUGGAGAUCCCGUGUACCCUACCAUCAACUACAUUCAAGAUCCUAAUGAAGUAAUUGAUUAUAGGGGUCCAGAUUUUCACGAACCAACACCUGACAUGCUAGAUUAUUUGAAGGAGCAUGGUAAAAUUAUAUCACGAGAGGAGCUUGAAGAAAUUCUGGCCAAAGAGAAAAAUGAAGAGCUUGAGGUGACAGAUAUGGAAGAUGCCAUGGCCCAAGCUAUUGAUAUUGGUGAAAAUGACGAUGGAGAGGAUAGUGAGGUUGAGGGCGAUGACGAGGCGGAGGAGAAAAUCACACGCAACUGGAGUGUCUUGAAAAGUAGUCCUCAUCUCAACAAGUCAAAGGGGAAGCCCAAAAAGGAAGAUCCAGCAUCACUGGAUGGAGCCAUUGAUGAGUCUGAGAACUUGACUGAUUUUCUUAUGGACUUCGAAGAAGAUGAGUAACAAUUCUUUCCCUUUUCAACUUCUCUUCUAUAUAUAAACUUUUUACUUCUAGAAUAAUCAAUUCACUAGAGAAACCUGUUGAAGUGGAAGUGAAUUUCUUGAUCUGUCUGUUCAAAGUUUUGAUUUCACACCAAUGUCUAGCCUCCUAAUAUUUCUUGAUAAAAUCAUUUAUGAGCUCAGCUAUUCAACUU